GGUCUUUCCGCGUGCGCACCACUGGAGGGCGAGGCGCGCAGAAGCGGGGCAAAUCGGUGCGGAGAGGAGAGCAGAGGAGAGGAGCGGAGAGGGGGCAGCAGCAGCAGCUGGAAAACAGUCGAGAGGGAAAAUCCCGGUAUCACCCCCCCCACCCCUCUCCAUUUCCCCACCACACACUGCCCUGCAACGACCGAGAAAAGAAAAAAAACAAAGCGCGACUGCUCGCUGCUGCGCGUGAUUUCAGCGACUCGGCUCGGACGCCCUGCAGUUUUGGAGGAGGAGAAGGAGGAGAGCAGAGGAGAGGAGGAGGAGGAGGAGGAGGGAGAGGAGGGGUGUGUGUUGCGUUUCACUCGGGAGGUCCGAAGACUGAAAGAGGGACAGAGAGACAAAAUCGGCAGCGCGCGAGGAACACGCACGCGGGGCGGAGAGAGAGAGAGAGGGAGCGCGCGCGCGAGAGGCUUGGACAAAGCGGCGAGGAAGCUCCAUCCCCAUCACCAUCCUCGGCAGAGAAAAAGAGAUGCUGCUCUCCCUCUGAAACAUUCGAUGCAGCACUGAACGUCAUCCAACUGCUGUCCUCAGCUGUCUAGCCGUCCCUGACGCAACUCUAACAUCUGUCUGGUCUGUGAGCAGCCAUGACGAAAUCGUAUGAAUUCAACUGGCAGAAGCAUGUCCCUGAUUUCUUGCAGGAAGGUGCCAUCUUUGACAGAUUUGAUGAGGAUCCAUUUGUCUUUGAAUCCAGCUGCCUUUUUAAAGUUGACGAGUUUGGCUUCUUUCUCACAUGGAAGAGCGACGGAAAGGAGGGCCAAGUUCUAGAAUGUUCCCUGAUAAACAGUGUCCGUGCUGGAGCAGUGCCAAAGGACCCAAAGAUCCUGGCAUGUCUGGAGGCAGCGGGGAAGAACGAAGCAGAUCUGGAGGGCUGCAUCAUCUGCAUGUGCAGUGGCCCUGACCUGGUCAACCUCAGCUUUAUGUACAUGUUGGCUGACAGCGCAGACACUGCCAAGAAAUGGAUGGAGGGGUUGAAAUCAGUCAUUCACAACUUCAAGGCAAACAACGUGUGUCCGAUGACGUGUCUUAAGAAGCAUUGGAUGAAACUGUCCUUUCUGACCAAUGUCAAUGGAAAAAUCCCAGUGAGAGGCAUCACAAGGACUUUUGGUUCUGGCAAAACAGAGAAGGGAAUAUUCCAGGCCCUUAAAGAGCUCGGCCUGCCCAGUGGGAAGAAUGACGAAAUUGAUCAUUCCAUGUUCACCUUCGAUGUCUUCUAUGCUCUCACUCAGAAAAUCUGCCCACGCACAGAUAUCGAAGAACUCUUCAAAAAGAUCAAUGGGGACAAAACUGAUUAUUUAACUGUAGACCAGUUAGUCAGCUUUCUGAAUGAAAAUCAGCGGGAUCCCCGGCUGAAUGAGAUCCUCUUUCCUUUCUACGACCCCAAACGAGUCAUGCAGAUCAUUGAGAAGUACGAGAGAGAUGAGGACCUGAAGAAGAAAGGCUAUAUGUCCAGUGAUGGUUUCUGCCGGUACUUGAUGUCAGAUGAGAAUGCCCCUGUGUUUCUGGACCGCCUGGAUGUGUGCCAAGACAUGGACCAGCCAUUGGCUCACUACUUCAUCAGCUCUUCACACAACACAUACCUGACAGGCAGACAGUUUGGAGGCAAAUCCUCUGUGGAAAUGUACCGGCAGGUGUUGCUCUCUGGAUGCAGGUGUGUGGAGCUGGACUGUUGGGACGGAAAGGGUGAGGAUCAGGAGCCCAUUAUCACCCAUGGGAAGGCCAUGUGCACAGAUAUUCUCUUCAAAGACGUAAUACAAGCUAUCAAAGAGACAGCUUUUGUGAUGUCAGAAUAUCCUGUUAUUCUGUCGUUUGAAAACCACUGCAGUAAACCUCAGCAGUAUAAGAUGGCCAAGUACUGUGAGGACAUCUUUGGAGAUCUGUUACUCAAACAGCCAGUGGAGGGCUUCCCAAUUGAGCCUGGUCGUCCCCUCCCUUCUCCAACUGACCUCAAGAGAAAAAUCCUCAUAAAAAACAAACGCUUAAAACCUGAAGUUGAGCAGAAGCAACUGGAGUCGUUUAAGAGACACAUGGAGGCAGGAGAGAUGAGUGUGCAGGCAGGAGAGGAUGAGAAUGAAGACGACAUGGACAACGCUGAUGGCAAGGAAGUAAACUCGGAUACGAAACCUCGCAACGUGUCAGAAGAGCCCAGCGAACAAGACACACAAGAAAACAGUGUCAAGAAGGAGAAGAUUGCUGAUGACGAGAUCACAGAGAUUUCUGAGACGACAGAAGCAGACGUAACUGAUGUGUCAGAGGCUUCGGAUCUCGAUAACAAAAAGAAGAGUACGGAUACCACUGAGGAAGCAGAUGCUGAGCAGCAGCUGAUUGCUUCAUAUAAGUAUGAAGGAGCCACCACCAACAUCCACCCUUACCUCUCUGCCAUGGUCAACUACGCCCAGCCUGUGAAGUUCCAGAGCUUUGAAGUCGCAGAGGAGAAAAAUAUCCAUCACAACAUGUCCUCCUUCAAUGAGUCUGUUGGCUUAGGUUACCUGAAAACCAACGCUAUUGAGUUUGUAAACUACAACAAGCGGCAGAUGAGCCGAAUCUACCCCAAAGGAGGCCGCGUGGACUCCAGUAAUUACAUGCCUCAGAUCUUCUGGAACGCUGGCUGCCAGAUGGUGUCUCUGAACUUCCAAACCCCAGACUUGGCCAUGCAGUUGAACCAGGGGAAGUUUGAGUAUAACGGCGCAUGUGGGUAUCUCCUGAAGCCAGACUUCAUGCGACGCUCCGACAGAAUGUUUGACCCAUUCUCUGAGACGCCAGUGGAUGGGGUCAUUGCUGCCACUUGCAGUGUUCAGGUGUUCUCAGGUCAAUUUUUAUCAGAUAAGAAGAUUGGCACUUACGUGGAGGUGGACAUGUAUGGCCUUCCCACUGACACUAUCCGCAAAGAGUUCCGCACCCGCAUGGUGAUGAACAAUGGCCUGAACCCAGCCUACAAUGAAGAACCGUUUGUCUUCAGAAAGGUCAUCCUUCCAGACCUGGCUGUGUUGAGGAUCGCUGUCUAUGAUGAUAAUAAUAAGCUGAUUGGUCAGAGGAUCCUGCCGCUGGACGGCCUGCAGGCUGGGUACAGACACAUCUCUCUGAGGAACGAGGGCAACAAGCCCCUUUCUCUCCCAACUGUCUUCUGCAACAUCGUCCUUAAGACCUACGUACCAGACGGCUUUGGGGCAAUUGUGGAUGCUCUCUCUGACCCAAAGAAGUUCCUCUCCAUAGCUGAGAAGAGAGCAGACCAAAUGAGAGCGCUUGGUAUUGAAACAAGCGACAUUGCAGAUGUGCCAAAUGAGAGCUCCAAGAAUGAUAAGAAGGGCAAGGUGAAUCAGGUGAAGGCCAGUGUGACUCCUCAAACCAGCUCAGACAUGGCCCAGACCUCUACUGGCACUCAGAACAACAGCAGCGAAACCAAGAAAGAUUCUGCACUGGUUAACCAAGUGACGAUUGAGGACUUGAAACAGAUGAAAUCAUAUGUUAAACUGAUCAAGAAACAGCAGAAAGAGCUGAAUGCAUUGAAGAAAAAGCAUGCAAAGGACCACAAUGCCAUGCAGAAGUCCCAUUGCACUCAAGUGGACAAGAUGGUGGCUCAGCAUGACAAAGAGAAAUUUACACUGGAGAAGCUGUUAGAAAAAGCAAUCAAGAAGAGGGGAGAAAACAACUGUUCGGAUUUAAAGAAGGAGACCGCAAUAAAAGUGGAGAACCUCACGUCAGACCACAAGGCAAAGGUGAAGGAUAUUGUAGCCCAGCACACGAAGGAGUGGUCAGAGAUGAUUAACUCUCACAGUACAGAAGAACAGGAGAUGAAGGAUGCCCAUGUGAUGCAGCAGUGUGAUCAUCUAAAGAAACUGCUGUCCACUGUCCAGGAGCAACAGACCUUGCAGCUCAAGCUUGUGCAUGAACGGCAAAGCAAAGAAAUGAAAGCUAACCAGGCCAAGACGUCCAUGGAGAACAGCAAGGCCAUCAGUCAGGAUAAGAGCAUCAAAAACAAGGCCGAGAGAGAGAGGAGGGUGCGGGAGUUAAACAGCAGUAACACAAAAAAGUUCCUUGAGGAACGAAAAAGAUUGGCUAUGAAGCAAUCAAAAGAGCUAGAGCAGUUGCAGAAAUCCCAGCGUGAGCAGUUGGAAAAACUGGAGAAAUUCAAUGAGCAGCUUUUGAAAUCACAUCAUGCAAACUCUCAGUGUCAAGGCCAAGGACAUGCAGCAGAUGGUGAAGCUGGAAGCGGAGAUGGACCGCAGACCAGCCACAGUGGUGUAACUGCCCCAUCAGUAAACUAAGAAACAGAGAGACUCCUUUCUGUACGCUACUACCCCAGCUCCAAAUCCAGAACCCCCUCCAGCAAACCCCCUUCUCUUCUUUGACCACUCUGAGCCACCAGGCAAUGCUUCUGAAUCCUUAGAAGCUCCAUCAAGCAUGGAACCAAAAAAAAAAUAAAACCCCACCCCAACCUUUAUGAACCUCACUGCUUGCUGACCCCUCCUCCUUUUUUUACAAAACUCCUCCUCCCCUCGCCCAUAUGCAACCAAACCCUAACUUCGACCUCUGUCUGUAGUCCGGCCUCGCUGCUCAGACGGAGCUGUGUGACAGCAGCCACAGGUCCUUCUGGGGCGGCCAGGCCCCUGGUGGAAUGGACACUCCCAGCAAUGUUGUUCUGCCGCUGCCUCUGUCAUCAUAACAUCUACAGACAAACCAUACUUACAGAAGCCUGCAUCGGUCAUCGGCACGUCUCCAAUCCUCCCAUUGUGGUGGCCUGAGAUGGACGGAACUCGAAGUGUUCUUUGUAAACCUUUUAACUUCUGUCUUGAUGGUACUAGUUUAUAGUAGCAGCACCAGGCAAAUAGAGGUAUAACUGAAAAAAAGAUUUUUAGUUUAUGUGAGCACAACUUUGUGAAUGAUACGCUACACAAGAAGUUGCGUAAAAUAUCCUGAGCACUUUAUACCUGGUAGGCCGUCAAAGGAUUAUUUUCAGAUUUGUAGCAGUGCACUUGGUUUUCCCUGUGGUACAAUGUGUUGAAUGUCCGGACACUGUAUUGAGGUUUGCAAAGGAAUGGUGUGAAUGAAAUCAUUAGUCAUUGUAGUUCUUACAGUGCUGUUCUUUUUUCCAAUCAAAAUGCAUUGGGUUUUCCUUUUGCUUAUUUUUUUAAAGACGUAGAUAUAAUAAAUGAACUGUUUUACCCAGAUCUGUCAUUUUAAUUCAUCGGGUAAAGAUUUUGUUUCCGUCAGUAAUUCCUUUUUUAAAUGGCACUUUCGGUUUUGCUUAUACUUACUGACACUGUACUGUACCUGCUGUUACGCUAUUUGUGUGGUCAUACGUUUUGAUGUUACGACAGCCAUGGUGUUGACAUUCCAUGUUGAUGGACCGAAACCAAAUACCACUCAGACAUAUGUGAGACAACAUCUGCAAGGUUUCCCAGCACUGUUUUGACAUUCAGUAGGAUUUUUGGCAAUCAUCCAUUGGUUGCUUGUACUCAACAACCAAAAAAUUUCCCCUUAACCCCAACCACCAUGUAUGGGGAUUUGAAGAAGAAUCAUUAAAAUGAGCUGAGUGCAGCGACAGUUAGGGGGUUAGAGGAAUAGGUGCUUUAGUCUCACACUUUUGAGUGCUUGAGGUUCAUUUGUAGUCCAGAGACCUUUUUGCUUGGAGAGAUCGAGGCAGUCAAACAGGCAGCUCUUCCUGUGGGUUUUUAAAGCAGACAACACAUCAGUCUUCAUUUACAGAAACAUAAGAACAUUUGUUUUCAUUUUGUACAGAUACCCCAUUAUGCUGAAGUAUGAAGUAUGUCACCACUUUGUUUUCCUCUAACUAAAUGAUAUCUCCUGUUGAAACAUGCUAAAUAGGAAAGAGAGAGUAUAUUGUAUAUACUGGAAUGUAUGUAGUUAAUUUAACCAAAUGAUUGAACAGUAUGCUUAUGCUCCAAGGGCUCUGGGAUAGUGUGUACAUGUUUGUAAUGGGAAUGCCACCUAUCAACCACUAAGUUAUUUUCUUUCCUAUAUUUUUUUUUUCUUUUCCAAUCCUUGACAUCAAGACUGGUACCUGUAUUAUGCUUUCACCACAUAUCUACUACGAAAUAAUAAGCAAAGUGCUUUUAACUUAAAUCCAUUGCUUACAAAUGUGCCACUCAAUGUCUGGUAGGACGUUUAAAUUAUUUUACAAACAGAAAAUGCCAAAAUAAGGGUUUAUUUAUAUACAGAUAUAUAUAAAUAUAUAAAUAUAUAAAUAUACAUAUAUUAUUAAAUAUAGUGUGAAGUUUAAGACUAUUUCGUUAGUUAGAGGCUUUUUGCACUAGUUGAAUGUUGCGCGACUUUCAUGUAGACUUUUUUGCUAUAUAGUUUGCAGAAAAAGCAGAUUAUUUUUGCAGAACAAUGUUGCUUUGAAUUUCAUCUGUUUGUAUCGUUUUUUGUUUUCUGAGCUAUCUGCAGCUAGUCAAUGUACCAUUCUGUGAGUGUUUUUGUAUUUAUAUUGUAUUUGUCAAACUUAUAGCGAAGAAAAAUACUAAAAAAUACUGUUGUUAUCCUGCUACUUUAAUACCGUUUUAUAGUAUGUGUACCAAUAAACUAUCCAGGUGUUACAUGAAA
Pygocentrus nattereri (red-bellied piranha) is the source of this 6609-nucleotide messenger RNA. RefSeq names its product 1-phosphatidylinositol 4,5-bisphosphate phosphodiesterase beta-4. The transcript has 40 exons. Gene Ontology annotation, biological process: phosphatidylinositol-mediated signaling; lipid metabolic process. The coding region runs from base 633 to 4310 and encodes 1225 amino acids. NCBI's taxonomy places the organism in Eukaryota, Metazoa, Chordata, Actinopteri, Characiformes, Serrasalmidae. The record is from RefSeq and is a predicted model, not a curated record. Gene Ontology annotation, molecular function: phosphatidylinositol-4,5-bisphosphate phospholipase C activity; calcium ion binding.